This is a messenger RNA of Endocarpon pusillum Z07020, 528 nucleotides long. RefSeq lists its product as uncharacterized. The transcript has a single exon. NCBI's taxonomy places the organism in Eukaryota, Fungi, Ascomycota, Eurotiomycetes, Verrucariales, Verrucariaceae. The record is from RefSeq and is a predicted model, not a curated record. Bases 1 to 528 code for a protein of 175 amino acids.
AUGGACUACCCAAGAAGAAGUGCACGCCUGUCGCCGCAUGCGAGCAACAGUUCACAGCCAGGUGAGACCUCGGCCGCCGCAUUUGGAAGGAGUUCGCAAACGUCCAGCACUACAACCACUUCAUAUCCGAGCCCUACCAAUGAUACGAGAAAUGAGCAGAUUAUACCACAGCUUCCUCAACAACCUCGAUACACACCGCAGCUUCAAGUUCAACCCACCAUGUCACAGUCCCACCUUCAUGCACCUCUCCCAUCCCCGUCCGCAGGCGAGAUAGACUCUUGCUUCGCUCGUCCACACCCUCAACUAAAUCCAUAUCAGUCUUUACAUCCGCAACAGCAGCAGCAACAAACACCCACUUCGCAGCCACUUUCCGAUCAGAAUCAACGUCAAUCACACCAUAAUUCCUUCUCACAAAAUAACAACAACUUUGGUCAGGCAGGGAUUAUGCCAACCAACUUCCUGGCAGAGGCUGCUAAGCGGGCACAAAUGGCUUGCUUAAUGCGAGAUUUGGGCGAUGUGUCGUUAUGA